Messenger RNA from Schistocerca cancellata (South American locust), 3028 nucleotides. Its product is annotated as tRNA-uridine aminocarboxypropyltransferase 1. The transcript has 5 exons. Gene Ontology annotation, biological process: tRNA modification. Gene Ontology annotation, cellular component: nucleus. NCBI's taxonomy places the organism in Eukaryota, Metazoa, Arthropoda, Insecta, Orthoptera, Acrididae. Gene Ontology annotation, molecular function: tRNA-uridine aminocarboxypropyltransferase activity. The coding region runs from base 183 to 962 and encodes 259 amino acids. The record is from RefSeq and is a predicted model, not a curated record.
UCCAGAGACGUUGAUGUGUUGUUGUGUUUUGGUGUGAGCGAUAGUUUUUGCAGUUAAUGUAUUUGCGGUUGUGCAGUAGGUUUAGCAUUCGUGUUGUCGUCCUUAUUUGUGAGCUGAUUGAAGUGUAAUUGUAGAACCCCAACACAAACCUGUUACCAUUCCGUAUACAUUCAGAAACGAAAAUGAAUCCGAAGUUUCACCCUGCCCCGGACGAUGAUCCUUUCGAAGGUAUGAAAAUAGGUAACUGGAUGAUUUUGGACGAUAUCGAUGAGCGAAGCAGCUGUAGUAAGUGCGGGAAGUCCAGAAAAUAUUUUUGUUACACAUGUUAUAUUGCGGUUGAUGAGUUACAAUCUCGCAUUCCUAAGGUAAAGUUGCCGGUGAAGGUUGAUAUAAUAAAACAUGCACGUGAAAUUGAUGGGAAAAGUACUGCUGCACAUGCUGCAAUUCUUGCUCCAGAUGACGUAAAGAUUUACACGUAUCCAGAUAUACCACACUAUGAAGAGGAAGAGAAGGUCGUUCUUGUAUAUCCAGGAAAGGCAGCAUCUACAAUUGAAGAACUCUUCAUACAACCAAGAUCUGCGAACAGCAAUGUACUGGAUGAUACAAAAAGUACAUGGAGCAUAACAGAAGGCAGUUUACCUGUCACAAGAGCUGUUUUUAUUGAUAGCACAUGGAAUCAAAGUCGAGGAAUUUACAAAGAUCCUCGCCUGAGAGCACUGCCAUGUGUAAUUCUUCAAUCGAGGCUGUCACAGUUUUGGCGCCAUCAGAAGGGAAGUCCACGAUGGUAUCUGGCAACAGUGGAGGCCAUACAUCAAUUCCUUGUAGAGCUAGUGAUUGCCAGUAGCUCUUCAUAUGAUGGAGAAUUUGAUAGUCUUUUAUUCUUCUUUAGAUACAUGUAUAGCAAAAUACAUAGCCUUUAUCCAAACCGAGAUUUACGUGCGUACAAAAGACCAAUAAAGUAAUAAUUUUGUAUAAAACCAUUUCAGCUGUUCUACUGCUCUAUUUUUAAAACCCAAUCUUUAGCUUGCAGCUAAAGGGAGUAAGAGAUACUUAAACUUCUUUUAUGCUUUGGUGGCUUCACAUUAGGUUAAAAAUCUACAUGCAGGGAUUGGUUUCUGCUUCAUUGUGUGGUAUGGUGAACCAGUAAGGAACUAACGGAUGAAAGACACAUUGCCAUAGUGAGUUUAGGCAUAGGUAUAGGAGUAAGUGGAAUGACAGUUAUAUAAACUAUGAGAUGGUUGUUGAGGAGACUCAGCUUGGAUUUUUCUGGAAUUAGUGUCCCAUUGCAGUGGAUUCCUUUGUGGUAUGUGUCAUCUGAAUGUGUCAGAAUUAAUUCCUUAACAGUAUUUGGCACUGGUGAGGUGUGUGUGCUGAACAGUUGAAGAAAACCGGAACAGUUACAGUUUGGUUGAUAGGCAUGCUAAUUAGAAAAUGUAGUUGAAUCAGUAGUUUCCAGAAAUUUUAAGACAUUACUUUGAGAGUUGAAAGAAAAAUAAAGAAAUAAUAAAUGCCAGUAUUUACAGUGCUGGAAAAAAGUAGUAGUCACUCCUCACACAGGAACGAGACACACACAAGAUGCAAGGCAACAGAAUAACAAUGGAUUAAUAGCUGAGGAUCAGAUAGGUAGUAUUGGCAAUUAGUUACCAGUGAUGAAUAUGUCAAGAAAUUACAGGGUGAAAAAGUUGACAGAAGUUAAAAUCAGCUAGUUAGAUGCAAAACAUUAGGGAGGAGGAGGAAAAUUGAAGAAUGAGUGCUCUCAGGUGAACUGUCUUCUGCAGUAAAACCAAAUGCCAUGCUCCUGAACAUCCUAUUGAUCAUGAAGGCAAAACCUUGGGUACUUGUUUCAACUCUUAAAUGAAUUUUGUGUGCUUUCUCCCAUUUUCUAUUUUAUUUCUCAUAAUGGAGGAUGUUUUGAAAUCAGGAAGUUAGAAAUUUAAUUAUGUUUUCUAAGUUGUGUCUGUCAAGUGUGUUUUAUUUUAGUUGAUCUCUUUCCCAUGAUUUAUAAGCAGAAACUCCUCUUCGUCCUCAAGUAAUGCUGGAAAUAAACUUUUAUCUUCCUUUUUAAUUAUUUAUAAUAUUUAUACUUUGACUUGUAAAGACAACUCUGUUACCAAAAAUAAAAUGAAGGGAAGAGAUAAUUGUGCCCACCUCCUUCUUGUUUGUUAAUACUUUAGAGUUCAAGAGAUGCAGGAAGUGCAAAUAAAAAUUCCAGAUUGUAAAACUGUCUUCCAAGUUUUACUUUAUCCACAGGCAGACCACAACCAACAGUGAAAUUUUGUCUGAACAAUGCCAUCUGAGAGUUAUUCACUUUUUAAAUUCAUCUUCAUACCUCCAGUCUUUGGCAUUAUUGUUUGUGAGUAAAGUUAUUGUUAUGUAUCACAAGUUAUUUGGAAAUUAAUUGAUGUCUUGUGUCUGAUAUAGCUCACAAGUAUUAGAUAUUAGAAAUAUAAUGAUGUAGAAGAUCAUCUCCCCAGUAUAAUCACAUAAAUUGGAGACCGAGUGCCGUAUCAUUUUGUGUUAUGCUGUUCUACUUACCCAUUAUUCCUGUUAAGGAGAAGUUCUUCUUGUAUCUGUAAUUUUUAUUUUUGACUUUGGUUUUAUAUUAGUCACGCCAAGUAUUUAUUGUCAUUUGUUGAAAAUGUGUGCAUGUACUGUCAUGAUUGUUAUGCAUUUGUGACCUAUUUUAAUAGUUUUGCAUUUACUAUUUUAAUUUGACUGUUUAUUGAAUUGCUGCUUGAAGUGUUAAAUUUAAUUCUGCAUAGUAACUGUCAUGAUCUUAUUCUCUGUUAUGUUGUGAUGUAUGUGUGUGUUAGGUCUGCACUUAUUUCUUGUUUGUAUGUUGGAUUUAAGUAGCUUUGUGAACUACUCCCUAAUAUGAAUGAAUAUAAAAUUGAUUGUAUAAUUUGUACAUACUAUGCUGAUCUCUGCUACUAUGUAAUAGUUUGUAAUUUUUGUUGUUGUGAACACAUUAUAUAAUUUCAGUGUAGUAAAGUUGAAAAGGCAACUGUAAUAAAAUGGGAAUAGGAAA